AUGGCUAGCCCUCCUGUCCUAGCCUUCGAUACUGAGGGUCGCCCAGUGAAGUUCGACACCUGGCUUGAUGACCUACACCUCUUCCUACAGCUCACUGCCAAGGAAGACAUCUCACUGUACGAUCAUGCCUUAGGCCACGCUACUGCUCCUGCUGCUACUGCUGACAGCACUGCCCGCUCACAGUGGCAGACUCGUGACGCCCAUACUCGCUUCGCUAUUCGCAACUCUCUGCCGAUAGAUGAGCGCGAGCACUUUGGGCAACACAAGACUGCACAGGCACUGUACACUGCUGUCGUUGCCCGCUACUCCUCGCCGGCCUCUGCCGCUCUAGGCCGUCUCUCUCUUCCCUACCUGUUCCCCGACCUAGCUUCCUUCCACACUGUCGCUGAUCUUAUUACCCACCUCCGCACUAGUGAGGCUCGCUUCCGCGCCGCUAUGCCUGAUGAGUUCCUUGCCAAGAACCCACCCCCGCUCUGGCUCACUCUCUACCACCUAGUCACGCGCCUCCCUGACACUCUGCGCUCAGUCAGGGACCACUUCCUAGCUCGCUGCCCCACCGAGCUCACCAUUGCCCUCCUCGAGAAGGAACUGCUUGCAGCUGAGGCUAGCAUAGUCGCUGUAGGUGCCUCUCGCGGUGACCCCCGUACCCCGUUCUUUGAGGGGUGUUCUCCCUCCCCCCUUCUUCCCUCUAUCGCCUCUGCUGCUGCUGUCGACCUCCUUGGUGCUGAGAAGGUCGGGACUGCGUCUGCUUCGAGUGGGCGCCGCAGCGGCAAGGGCAAGGGGGGCAAGGGCGGUGGUGGUGACAGCGGGGGUGGCGGUGGUUGGGGAGGUGGUGGUGGCGGGGGGGGUGGCGCGGGUGGGGGAGGUGGCAGCAGUGGGGGGGGUGGCGGCAGCGGCGGGGGAGGUGGCCGGGGCGGAGGAGGUGGUGGGGGUGGCGGUGGACGGGGCAGCGGCCGGGGUUGGGGUGGUCGAGGAGGUGGUAGCGGCGGUGGUGGUCGUGGAGGCGCUGGCGGUGGCCAGAGCCAGCAGCACACUCCGUCGCCCCAGGAGGCCACUGAGCUGCCCCGCAAGCUUGAUCUCCUGAAGAAGGGGAUUGAUAUUUACGCUCUAGACUUUGAUGCUAUUCUCACUGCCAUGUAUGUGAUGUCUACUAGUGGAGAGGGUGCUGAGUACCUGAGUGUCCCGCCCGACCCGGGCAUUAGGACUAGUGCGUCUCCCGCUCCAGGUACUCGCCUGUCCGCUACCCCAGGUGCUGGUGAGGCUGCUGCUCUAGGUGCGUGUACGUCUGCCCCCCCUAGUACUGUGUCGACUGCAGCACUGAACACCUUCACACUGGAUUCAGGUGCCUCUCGCUGUUUCUUUCGUGACCGCACUGCCCUUGAGCCCCUUGCUCGGCCAGUUGCUGUCUCCCUCGCUGACCCCUCUGGGGGUCCGAUCCUUGCGACCUCCUCCACUGUCCUUCCCUGUCCUGCGGUCCCGUCGGGCACACUGUCAGGUCUCCACCUCCCCUCGUUCUCAACGAACUUGGUGGCAGGUUGUGCACUACAGGACGCGGGUGUUCACCAGUUCACCCCUGCCUACGAGCGUGUCACACACUGCACGUGUGCCCGUACAGGCCGCCACUUGGCUACCUUCACCCGGCAGCCGGGGUCGGAUCUGUACACACUGACUAGUGCCCCCCCUCAGGUCGCUGCGUCUGCGUCUGCGUCCGUGUCAGGUCAGCUGUCCGCCCCCUGCUCGUGUCGCUCUCUAGCGCACGAGACUGUCCUCUGGCACCACCGACUGGGCCACCCAUCUAUGCAGCGCCCUCGUGCCAUGCACUCCCGGUACCUUGUCUCUGGUCUUCCCAGAGUCCUCCCUCCCCUCCCACCCUCGCCUGCUCCUCCCUGUCUUCCCUGUGUCGAGGGGCGGCAGCGCGCCGCUCCUCACUCCUCCUCGUUUCCCCCGACGACUGCUCCUUUGCAGACGCCCCACAUGGACGUGUGGGGCCCAGCCCGCGUCCGUGGUCAGGGUCAGGAGAGGUACUUCCUGAUCGUUGUUGACGACUACUCGCGCUACACCACGGUCUUCCCCUUGCGAGCCAAGGAGGUGGUGAGUUCUCCUCCGACCUCUUGGCAGCCUACUGUGCUGAGCACGGCAUUGAGCAGUCGUUCACGCUUCCGGCCUCUCCACAGCAGAAUGGGGUUGCGGAGCGCCGCAUUGGCCUGGUCAUGGAGGUCGCUCGUACCUCCUUGA
Closterium sp. NIES-65 is the source of this 2235-nucleotide messenger RNA. NCBI's taxonomy places the organism in Eukaryota, Viridiplantae, Streptophyta, Zygnematophyceae, Desmidiales, Closteriaceae. The record is from the annotation of a GenBank genome assembly.